UGGCCAAAAUACCGUAACUAUUGCCGAAAGCCGUACGCUGAGAUAGGGUAUCGUGCCCUUGGUUCGCAUACAAGAUCGUUUAUUGCUCUCUUGGUAUGUCUCACGCAAGUUGGCUACGUAAGCGUAUUAUCGUUGUUGGCAGCGAAGAACACUUCAGUACUACUGAACUUCUUCUUCAACUUUAAGGUAAACUUUUGCUGGAUGAUUAUUACCAUUGGUCUCAUCGUGUGGCCGGUGAUUAUGUUGAAAAGUCCUAUGCACUUCUGGCAAGUGGGUGUCUUCUCUGCUCUAUCUAGUUCCAUCGCAAUAUGUCUACUUUACGUCGGGUACUUCCAUGACGGUCCGGUCUGUUUGAAGGAAUCUGAACAACGGCAGUUCGAUUGGCAAUAUUUCUUCAUGGCUUACGGAACAAUGGUGUUUGCUUUUGGUGGCCAUUGUGCUUUUCCUACUUUACAACAUGACAUGAAAAAGCCACGUUUGUUUGGGAGAUCUGUAUGGGUGGCAUAUACCCUCAUCACAUUCUACUACUUAUCGAUCGCUGUUGGUGGCUACAUUGUCUAUGGAGGAACUGUUGGUGAAGCUGUUAUUCAUUCCAUACAAUUGCGAUGGGUGCAACAAACA
Molecule: messenger RNA, 621 nt
Organism: Cylicostephanus goldi
Lineage: Eukaryota; Metazoa; Nematoda; Chromadorea; Rhabditida; Strongylidae
Source: the annotation of a GenBank genome assembly